UGCAUCGAUCGCCCGCUACGAGUGAAAAUUUUUCAGAGGAGGCAACCCUGACUAACCUUGCCAUCGAGACCAACCGACUCCGAGACUCUGUCUAAGUUGUUGACGGGGUUCAAGAGGGGGCAAAGGGACAGAAGGAGAGGCAGACGAGCCAGACAGAGAGAGUUGUCCAGCAAGCCCGCCAGCCAUAAAAAUAGUUCGACCUCGUUUGUUGUGUCUACGACAGUCCACCUGACCUGCGACUGCCCACACCGCACGCAGGUGGCUUUGAAGCGUACUACUGGCGGCGGCGGCUGCUGCUUUCGUUCUUUUCACUUUCAGGUCAAUUUCUCACCGGCAGGACCCAACCGCUGAGCGAUCAACAGAACAAAACACCAUCCCAUCGUCGUCCAUUCACCACUGUCGACCGCCGACCACCACCACCACUACCACAAAUCCCUCAUUCGCGUCUCCUUUGUCUCGCAUCCCACACCUCACACCUCACUCUUCGUCCAGCUGACCUUCCUCUCGACGCCUUCCUUAUUCUUACACACUGCUUUGCUGGUCGUGUGCUCGGAAAGAGACUGACUCGGCACAGCCGGAUUCAGCGACCCUAAAAGCUCGACCCAAGACCAUCCUUAACCCCGGGCGCAGCCACCAAACCGCCUACUACCUACCACCUACAGCCCUACAAGAUUUGGAGAUUUCAGCGGGUCCGAGCUCUGGAAAGUCGACAUCAUCGCCCCUGUCAUCACCACCCAAAGCCUCCAAUCUCCGUCCCUGUGGUUGCCUCCUUGUCUGCAACAUCGUAUUCUGUGCUGGGGAAAUACCCUUGAUAAUCAACCGCCGGCUACCUUUUCCACAGCCCUCCUCCCACGGAUUUGCACAAAACAUAACGGCCUCUUGCACACUCUUUUCCUGGAAAAUACUCCUCAACUCAAAAAAUUACAGAGAGAGCUGAGGUCGCUGGUCAUGAGCUUGCCAAAUGCGGUGCACCAUCAUCGUCGACGGAGUUCAUCUCUCGAGCGCAGGGAUCCUUAUUCCUCACCCUCUGUUUACUACGAUGAGGAAGCCGUGAGACGACAACUCUUGGGGUCACGAAAUAGAGCCGUCACUUCAUACAUCAAAACCACUCGCGAAAACGCUCUCGAGGCUUUCAAGGGCAACUAUCCCGCUCGGAGGACAAGUCACGAUGAACACCACCAACAACACCAGGAGUUACUGGUGGACGUUGACCGCACCUUGGAGGAUCUUUUGGAACGGGAAGACGUGGACAAGAACCAACAAAUCACAAUAGAAGAUAACGGUCCCAAGCACAUCAACUUGGGCACAUUGGCUUCUGCAGGCUACCGCUCGGCCGAAGUCCGCGGAAAUUACAUGAUCAGCAACCUCCUACAAGAGUUAACUCUGGCUAAAGAUUUGGGCAAGAAGGUGGUCAAGAUACACCGCUCUCGACUGAGUGAAAACCCGGUCGAUCGCCUUUCGCGCCGCAUCAGGGAUGAGUUUUGGAACAAUCUGACCCGGUGCCUGGACGCCGCCACAAUCGAAAAGGCCGGUCGCGAUCCCAAAGACUGGACUGCCGAUCCCAGGCCUCGCAUCUAUAUUCCCUCUGGCUGCCCGGAGCAGUUUGAAUACUACACCCAGGUUGCCAAAGACCGGCCUGACAUGCGACUAGAUGUGCGCUACCUUCCCGAAGGUCCCAUCACUGCAGAAUACGUACGGGGGCUCAAUGAUGCACCUGGCAUUCUGGCGCUGGCUAUGAAGAAAGAGAUGGUCAAUGGACAAGAGACACUCAAGGGGGAGCCGUUCGUUGUGCCAGGAGGACGUUUCAAUGAGCUUUACGGGUGGGAUAGCUACAUGGAGUCCCUGGGUCUGCUUGAAAACGGAAGGGUCGACCUGGCCAAGUCCAUGGUGCUGAACUUUACCUUCUGUAUCAAACAUUAUGGCAAGAUUUUGAACGCCAACCGGUCUUAUUACCUCACUCGAUCACAACCGCCCUUCCUGACCGACAUGGCCCUGAAGGUCUAUGACAAAAUCAAGCACGAACCGGGAGCCCUAGAUUUCUUACGCCUCGCCAUCCGAGCCGCCAUCAAGGAAUACUACAACGUGUGGAUGUCGGCACCUCGUUACGAUCCGGCGACUGGGCUGUCACGAUACCGGCCCGAUGGCCUGGGUGUCCCACCAGAGACCGAGGCGUCUCACUUUGUGCACAUACUGACACCGUAUGCCAAAAAGCACGGGAUGACGUUUUCGGAGUUUGUCGAAGCCUAUAACAGUGAAAAGGUGCACGAGCCCGAGCUGGAUGAAUACUUUUUGCACGACCGUGCCGUCCGCGAAUCUGGCCACGACACGUCGUACCGGUUGGAAGGCUGUGCGGCAAACUUGGCCACAAUCGAUCUGAAUUCGCUGUUGUACAAGUACGAAAUUGACAUUUCCUGGUGCAUCCGACAGUAUUUCAAAGAUCGGUUGAGCAUACCCACCGAGUUUCAGACCGACGCCAAUAGAAGGGAAGGAUUCGAGACGUCGGCCACGUGGGAUCGACGAGCGCGAAUGCGCAAGGCCCGCAUUGACAAGUAUAUGUGGAACGAAGCCAAGGGCAUGUACUUUGACUAUGACACGGUCAAUAGGAAGCGCACCACCUACGAGACGGCAACCACCUUCUGGGCGAUGUGGGCAGGAUGUGCGUCUCCCAAACAGGCGGCUGCGCUGGUGCUCAACGCUCUGCCCAAGUUUGAUUGCUUUGGAGGCCUGGUGUCAGGCACUGAGGAGAGUCGCGGAGAAGUCGGCCUUGAUCGACCCAACCGGCAAUGGGACUAUCCGUUCGGAUGGGCUCCCCAGCAGAUGCUGGCAUGGGGAGGCUUCAUCAAGUAUGGAUAUAUUGAGGAAGCACAGCGACUGGCGUACAAGUGGCUGUACAUGGUCACCAAGGCAUUUGUCGACUUCAAUGGGGUGGUGGUGGAGAAGUACAACGUGACUCGAGAGCUGGACCCGCACAAGGUCGAGGCCGAGUAUGGCAACCAAGGCGCUGACUUCAAGGGCGUUCCCCGAGAAGGGUGAGUUUUUUUGGGGCGAGUCUGUUUUUGCCCCGCCUUGUCACUGACGGCGUUCAGGUUCGGCUGGGUCAAUGCCAGCUACGUGUAUGGAUUGUCUUUUAUCCCGAUGCACAUGAAGCGCGCUCUCGGCACCCUCACACCAUACGAGACGUUUGCGAAGGCGACCGAAAUCAAGCUCGGAGCGGGCGAGGGGACCAUUCAAGAAGGAUCAGACGAAUCGAGGCCGGACUCGUCAGACGAGGCGGCCGUCAGUUCGAGCCUGGACUCGGUAUGAAGAGGAAGUAAGGUCUCAAUCCUGAUGCCGGCGGGAUUGUUUGUUUGUUUGUUUGUUUUGUGGCAUUUCCGGCAAGCGAGUCGGUGGAUACGAUUCCCGAUGCAUCCUCUAUUCGAGGGAAUAGAUUUGGGGGGCAUCAUGCAAAAAAGACGAGACUGUUUAUGGUUAGCGAGCAUGAGAGCAUCGGGCCUCGAGAUUGCAUUCGGAGGCUCUUCUUCCAUCAGUUAUCCUUUGGGCAGGCGUGGUCAAGGGGAGUUUGUUUUUGCUUCAAGGCGACAGCUGAGAAGCGGGGGAAAGAGGCCAGGUGAAGAACCUGGGGAGGAAUUCUUGGUAUACAUAGCCUUUGAUAUUGUUGCAGCUGCGGGAAGGAAAGAGCCACUGUAGAGGCGCCCGCCGAGCUGAAGAGUAUGAGCAAUUGCAAGCAGCACCAGCAGGACCAGCACCAUACAGAGCAUCAAAGCAG
Molecule: messenger RNA, 3766 nt
Organism: Cladophialophora immunda
Lineage: Eukaryota; Fungi; Ascomycota; Eurotiomycetes; Chaetothyriales; Herpotrichiellaceae
Exons: 4
Coding region: 949-3033 (694 amino acids)
Biological process (GO): trehalose catabolic process
Cellular component (GO): cytoplasm
Molecular function (GO): calcium ion binding; alpha,alpha-trehalase activity
Source: RefSeq, a predicted model, not a curated record